This is a messenger RNA of Paralichthys olivaceus (Japanese flounder), 4332 nucleotides long. NCBI's taxonomy places the organism in Eukaryota, Metazoa, Chordata, Actinopteri, Pleuronectiformes, Paralichthyidae. The record is from RefSeq and is a predicted model, not a curated record.
CUUUUUUUUUUUUUUUUUGCGUAUUUUGAAGGGAGGGGAAAAUGGUGAAAUGAUGCAGCAGCGGAAAAGGAUGCAAGUCUCACGAGUCUCCCGCUCGGAAUAACGCCAAAUGGAUGCUGUGCUGAGUGCCUCAGCCCUUCACCAAUCGCUAUGGAGGCAUACCAUGCAAGUGACCUUUAUCACACCAUGAAUGCAAGCUCCGCCGUUGAAAGAGGACACAAGUAACCUUUUCUUGUUACCUAAGGAGCUGUUGAUCUGAAGAGAGUGGGGGAAUCAAGACACCGAGACAGAAGAGUCUCGUUAAACAAACAAAUACAAAACACACGACGACAGGAUGCCAAAGCGGUCUGAGGAGAUGCUCAUGGAUCUGUGGAUGUCCUUGCUGCUGGUGUGGAUUACUUGUGCUCCCCGUGUGUCUACGACUCCUAUCGUAGGCCAGUCCAAAAGUAUACAAACUGGUGGGUCCGCAGCAGUGGCGAGCGGUCUUGGCGAAGGACAAAGAUUACUGAGCCGCGCCAAGAGAGGAUGGGUUUGGAAUCAAAUGUUUGUGCUGGAGGAAUUUUCUGGACCUGAUCCAAUUCUAGUUGGCAGGCUACACACAGACUUGGAUGUGGGCGGCAAGAACAUCAAGUACGUCCUGGCGGGCGAGGGGGCAGGCACCAUCUUUGCCAUCAAUGAGUUGACUGGCGACAUCCAUGCCAUGAAGAGGCUGGACCGUGAGGAGAAGGCAGAGUACACACUGACAGCCCAGGUUGUUAAUGCCGAUACAGACGAGCCCUUGGAGCCACCGUCUGAGUUCAUCAUCAAAGUCCAGGACAUAAACGACAAUCCCCCACAGUUCAUCGAAGGCCCGUACAGAGCUUCUGUUCCAGAAAUGUCUGCUGUUGGUACCCCAGUUACCCAGGUAACAGCCACAGAUGCCGACGAUCCAGUGUAUGGAAACAGCGCUAAACUGGUCUACAGUAUAUUGGAGGGACAACCAUAUUUCUCCGUAGACCCUAAUUCUGCAACCAUAAAGAUUGCUCUCCAUGGGAUGGAUCGGGAGAUGAGAGAGGAAUACCUGGUGGUCAUCCAGGCCAAGGACAUGGGGGGUCACAUGGGGGGAUUGUCAGGAACUACGACAGUCACCGUCACGCUAAUGGACAUCAAUGACAAUCCACCAAAGUUUUCCAAAAGUCUGUAUGACUUUGUGAUCCCAGAAGAUCUACCGAUAGGAAAAAUGGGAGGAAAGGUGAAGGCCAACGAUAGAGACAUUGGUGAGAAUGCCAGGUCAACAUACAGCAUCAUCGAGGGAGACGACCAAGGCACGUUUGAGAUUGUAACGGACGCGCAGACACAAGAAGGGAUUCUCCGAGUGAAAAAGCCUUUAGACUACGAGAGCAAGAGAGCAUACACGCUCAAAGUGGAGGCCAGCAACGUCCAAACAGAGCCCAGCAGCGGCCCCUUCAAAGAUACAGCGACGGUGAAGAUCGUGGUGGAAGACUCUGACGAGCCUCCGGUUUUCUCCAAACCCAUAUACUUACUGGAGGUGAAUGAGAAUGCCCCCAUCAACACGGUCAUAGGCACAGUCACCGCCAGGGAUCCGGACGCCCCGGGGAGCCUUGUCAGAUACUUCAUCGAUCGGCACACGGACCUGGAGCGGCAGUUCAACAUCAACGUGGAGGACGGGAAGAUCACACUGGCCAAGCCGCUGGACCGAGAGACAGACAUGUGGCACAACAUCACAGUAACCGCCACAGAAGUCAGAAAUCACAGUCAGAUAUCAAGGGCAAUAGUUGCUAUCAGAGUUAUGGACAUAAACGACAAUGCCCCUGAAUUUGCCACUGAAUACGAGGCCUUUCUGUGUGAAAAUGGAAAACCCGGACAGGUGAUCCAGACUGUCAGCGCAGUGGACAAAGACGACCCAAUACAAGGCCACUACUUUGACUACCGUCUCGUCCCAGAGAUGCUCAACAACCCCAACUUUACCAUCAAAAACAACCAAGACAAUUCAAUCAGUGUUCUAGCCAAGCAUGACACCUUCCGACGACAGAAACAGGAGGUGUACUUCCUGCCAAUCAUUGUGACAGACAAUGGGAAUCCACCAAUGAGCAGCACCAACACCCUGACCAUUCGGGUCUGUGGGUGCAGCAAGGACGGCAUUGUGCAGUCUUGCAAUGUGGAGGCCUACGUCUUACCAAUCGGCCUUAGUAUGGGAGCUCUCAUUGCCAUCCUGGCCUGCAUCAUACUGCUGUUAGUAAUAGUAGUACUAUUUGUUACUUUGAGGAGACACAAGAAUGAACCUUUGAUUAUUAAGGAUGAUGAGGAUGUGAGAGAGAAUAUUAUCCGUUAUGACGACGAAGGAGGCGGAGAAGAGGACACCGAGGCGUUCGACAUUGCCACACUGCAGAACCCAGACGGCAUCAAUGGUUACUUGCCACGCAAGGACAUCAAACCCGACCUGCAGUUUAUGCCUCGAGCUGGGCAGCACUCAGGCCCCAAUGGCGUGGAUGUGGAUGAAUUCAUCAACGUGCGGCUCCACGAGGCAGAUAAUGACCCCACAGCACCGCCUUAUGACUCCAUACAGAUCUAUGGAUACGAGGGCCGUGGAUCCAUUGCUGGCUCCCUCAGCUCACUGGAGACUGCAUCAUCAGACUCAGACCAGAACUAUGACUAUCUUAGAGAGUGGGGUCCACGCUUCAGAAGACUUGGGGAGCUCUACUCAGUGGGCGAGAGUGACCGCGAGACCUGACCUUUGGUUUGUUAGAAAAAAGACCUUUGAGAUUUUCUUUUUCUGUCCACAUACUUGUCUAUUAAACGCUAGGGGAUUUGCUGGCUUUUAGAAACAAGUGUUUAAAAAGAAAAGAAAAAAAACAGUUAAUAUCAAGGGAAGCCACCUUUUUGUAUUCUUAUUAGAGUGAGGUAUAGCAGUCGUCAUCCACUACGUCAAGCGCAUUGUAAUUGUUGAGCCAAACAAUGUCUUUAUUAGGAGAUCCAUGAUUCUUGUGGAGUGUAACUUAGAUUCCGUUGUGGAGUGUCUAGCAGUAUUUUGGGUAUUAGUCAUUCUGUGACUGCCAGUAGCAGAAGAACCCUGGUUUUGCUGUUUUCCAAUGAAAGGAAAUAAUGGGUAAUAUUGGGUUCUCUGAAGCUUGAGUGGGCACUAUACUCCAUUCACCAUGGACUGCACGCUGGACUGCAGAAGCUGUAGAGAGACCCUUGUUUUAUGUCUGGCUGCCGAAGCCACACCGCUGAUCGGUGAGCAGAAAUGAAACGAUGAAGAAAAAGCAAUAUAUGGUCUACAUUACAAUGAUGAAUGUAUGUAUGAUUUGAAAAAAAGACAAACCAGUAUUGGCUUUAAGGUGAAUUUGUUAUCAUUUGAUAUGUUCUCUGGUGGCCACAUUUAUAAAGCCCAGAGAGGCUCGCUUUAUACAACUCUUUGUAUUUACAUGCUACAGGUGUGGGUCGCAAGUGUUAUUAGCCUAUUAAAGACUGAAAUGAAGACAAAAAAGAGAAAUGUAGAAACUCUGAGGCCUUCUUUUUACAGAAGCAACAUUAAAUACAAUUGUAAUCUACUGUUUUUUGACAAGAGACGUGUUGAUUCUUCAUUAUUGUUGAGUUUUUGUAUAUUUGUUCUUAAAUCAUUUUUUCUGUGCUGACAAUUUCAAGUGAGUGUGUUUAGAUGAUUUCACAUUAAGCUGUUUUUCGACCAUUAGAACACUAUUUCAUGACAGCCAAACCUUAUCAUGAAUUUACUGCAGUUGAUGACAUAGACUAGAUGUAAGCAGGCAACAAGAGCUCUAAGUUACUGUAGCAAUGCACAUGAUCUAAAUAAUUGGGACUGUAGGAAAUGGGACCUUUCUGAUAACAUGCUAAUUCUGUGUAAAAUAUGUCUCAAAAUAUAUUUUUGGGGUACAGCCAGUGACUGUCUGAGCACAAUAGUUAAAUUGAUACCUACGUGUAGUAUGUGACUCCCUCCAAACAUCAAAUCUCAUUUAGCAAAGAUUGCAUUAGCCCAAGAAAAAUGAAGAUAAAAAUCCAGACCAUGUGCAUAUUGUGCUUACACUGUAUGAUAUCAGAUAAAAAAGACUUGUACUGUACAUAGAGUUACUGCUAAAGUCAUUAGCUUUCAAUGAGGUGGUAGGUUUUGUCUCUGCACGUUAGCUCUUGCACAUAAUGAGAAUCUCAAUGGCACUACAGCUGCGUGCAUACUCAGUUUGUACUGAUACAGUAUUAUGGCAGUUCUCGGUAGACUAAACAAUAUAUAUGGAAUAGUCCUACAUGCAGAUCAUAUUUUCUACUGUGCUUUAAUGCUUAUAAAUGUGUAUGUUCAAUUAUUUACUCCCUGUACUGUAA